This is a messenger RNA of Medicago truncatula (barrel medic), 2122 nucleotides long. RefSeq names its product WAT1-related protein At5g07050. The transcript is spliced from 7 exons. Lineage: Eukaryota; Viridiplantae; Streptophyta; Magnoliopsida; Fabales; Fabaceae. Bases 72 to 1253 code for a protein of 393 amino acids. The record is from RefSeq and is a predicted model, not a curated record. Gene Ontology annotation, cellular component: membrane. Gene Ontology annotation, molecular function: transmembrane transporter activity.
GUUUCUAGUCCUCCUCUUUAUACAACUCUGUUCCUAGUUUUUGAGUACCUUAGUACUAAUAGAGAAAAAAAAUGGAAGGAGAUAAAUGUUCAAGUUUUUUUCAAAGAUGCAAACCUUACAUAGCUAUGAUUUCUCUACAAUUUGGAUUUGCUGGUAUGAACAUAAUAACAAAGGUUUCACUCAACCGUGGAAUGAGUCACUAUGUUCUUGUUGUUUAUAGACAUGCUUUUGCUACUGCUGUUAUUGCUCCAUUUGCUAUUGUUCUUGAAAGGAAGAUAAGGCCAAGGAUCACAUUUCUUAUGUUUAUGCAAAUGUUCGUCUUGGGACUUCUCGGGCCUGUGAUUGAUCAGAAUCUAUACUAUGCUGGAUUGAAAUUCACUUCCCCAACCUACUCAUGUGCUAUUAGCAAUAUUCUACCAGCAAUGACAUUUGUCAUGGCAGUUAUUUUCAGGAUGGAAAAAUUGGACAUGAGAAAAUUAAGAUGCCAAGUAAAGGUGAUUGGAACUGUAAUCACAGUUGCUGGGGCCAUGUUGAUGACAUUAUACAAAGGACAAGUUAUUAAUAUAUUGAGUUCUCAAUACAUGCAUCAUCCUAAAAAUUAUGAACCUGAAAACAUUACUGAUUCUGGUGAAAAAGAUUGGGUUAAAGGUUCCAUUUUGCUCAUAAUUGCUACUUUUGCUUGGGCUUCUUUCUUCAUACUUCAGGCUGUGACAUUAAGGAAAUAUUCAGCUCAACUCUCACUCACAGCCAUAGUGUGUUCCUUGGGCACACUUCAAUCAAUUGCUGUGACUUUUGUUAUGGAGCAUAACCCAAAUGCUUGGAGCAUUGGUUGGGACAUGAACCUAUUAGCUGCAGCAUAUGCUGGUAUAAUAUCAUCAGGUCUUACCUACUAUGUUCAAGGGAUAGUCAUGCAAAAGAAAGGGCCAGUUUUUGUCACUGCUUUCAGUCCUUUGAUGAUGAUCAUUGUAGCAAUUAUGGGCACUUUCAUCCUUGCAGAAAAAUUAUAUCUUGGAGGUGUUAUUGGAGCUAUUUUGAUCGUAAUAGGACUUUACUCAGUUCUAUGGGGCAAAAGCAAAGAAAAUAAAGAGAUUGAAGAAGAGACGAUAACUGAGGGAAUGAAGUGUUGUGUAGAAAAUGGAGUAAUAUUGGAAACAGUGAUUGAAGGUGUUGAAGAAACAAAUGACAUUGAAAUGCAAAAGGGUGAAGCUACUAAAGUGUUGAGGGUAGCAAUUAUUAGUGUUCCAAAAGUUUAAGCAUGUAGAUAUUAUUAGGAAGAGAAGAAUUGGGAAGGGGGUCGUUCUAGCUAAGCAUAGUGGAAAGAUUUGAGAAGGGAGGAUGAUUAACAAAAAUUGGUUAUCGGGAUCUAUCACGAAGGUAGUUAGGAACGGAAGAGAUACAUCGUUUUGGAGUGAAAAGUGGAGCCGUGGUAGGCAGUAUAGUAGACUAUUUAAAAUUUUGUUGGAUAAGGAAGCAAAAGUUGUGGAUUUAAGGUGGCGUGAAGAGGGGUAAGUGGGUGUGGAAUUUGAGAUGGAGAAUGGAGUUACGAGACCAAAUUUUGGAGGGUUUAAGGAAAAUGAGAACUAUAGAUUCGUUUGGCGGACUAUUCAGGAUUGCACCCCGUCCAAAUUCAAUCUUAUUCUUGAGAGGGAAAAUACAACGAAGAUGAAAUUUGCAUUGGAGGGCGGGGAUCAAAAGAAUCGGUUAAACAUCGUUUCUUUGAAUGCUCAUUUUCGUUUUCAAAGUAUGGUCAAAAUUAAUGGGUUGGCUAGGGAUGUCAAUAGUAUUCACAACGAAGAAAAAUCCUCAUUUUUGUAGGAGAAAUUUUUAACCUUAUAGUUUGCUAGUAUGUGGUCGAUUAGAAGGCGAGAAAUUUAUAUGUUUUUCAAGAUAAGACAACUAAGGUCUUGCAAGUCGUUGAACACUAUGUUUCUGCAUAAUUCUUAAUCUGCUAAAGGUUGCAGCAUUACUAUAGCUUGUGGCAAGUGGUGAAAAGUGCAGCUUUGCGAUGUAGUAACAGAGAUCGUCAGAUUUAAUUCUGAAUGAGGCACAUCUCAUAUCUUUCAUGUGAAAAUUGGAAAUGUGAAGGUUGUAUAUAAUAUAAUUAGCAUUGAUUUUUCUUGUA